Messenger RNA from Sander lucioperca (pikeperch), 1124 nucleotides. RefSeq names its product homeobox C9a (gene hoxc9a). The coding region runs from base 135 to 923 and encodes 262 amino acids. Gene Ontology annotation, molecular function: DNA-binding transcription factor activity, RNA polymerase II-specific; RNA polymerase II cis-regulatory region sequence-specific DNA binding. NCBI's taxonomy places the organism in Eukaryota, Metazoa, Chordata, Actinopteri, Perciformes, Percidae. Gene Ontology annotation, cellular component: nucleus. The record is from RefSeq and is a predicted model, not a curated record. The transcript has 2 exons. Gene Ontology annotation, biological process: regulation of transcription by RNA polymerase II; proximal/distal pattern formation; embryonic skeletal system morphogenesis.
GAGGCAGCCAAUAGCAGCCAGGGAAGCGCUGAGAAAUAAUUACCUGCCUUGAUUGUUCUAUGGCUAGAUAAAAAAGUACACAUACACUCCAUAUAAUAAUCGGAUGCAUGUAAAAGAGUCGGGGAAGCUUCGACAUGUCGACCACGGGUCCCAUAAGUAAUUAUUAUGUGGACUCCUUGAUCAACCAUGAAAACGAGGAUGUCCUUGCUGCAGCUCGGUUUUCGGCUCCCGGUUCGCACCCAGCCGGCCCUCGUCCGACGUCUCUAGUACCGGAGUGUGCUGACUUUCCUUCCUGCAGCUUCGCACCCAAGGCACCCGUCUUCUCCACCUCCUGGACCCCUGUACACUCCCAGUCAUCAGUGGUUUACCAUCCAUACAGUCACCAACCUCAUUUAGGCACAGACUCGAGGUAUAUGCGGUCAUGGCUGGAGCCGAUAUCAGGCGCCGUGCCUUUCCAUGGCUAUCCGGGGAACAGCAGGCACUAUGGGCUGAAACCCGACGCCUUUCAGGAGCACAGAGCCGCCGAGUGUCUCGGCUCCAGCGGACGGACCUACACGGAUUAUCUGUACUGCUCGUCCACUGACAUGCGAGAGAAGACGCAGCAAAAUAUCCCCUCUCCCGAGUCGGAGAUCCUGACUUCAGGGAAACAUAAAGACGAGAAGCCGGAGCUAGAUCCGAAUAACCCUGUGGCAAAUUGGAUACACGCCCGCUCCACGAGGAAGAAGCGAUGUCCUUACACAAAGUACCAGACUCUCGAACUGGAAAAGGAGUUUUUGUUCAAUAUGUACCUUACUAGAGACCGCCGAUUCGAGGUCGCGAGGGUCCUGAAUCUGACCGAGAGACAGGUCAAAAUCUGGUUUCAGAACCGGCGAAUGAAGAUGAAGAAAAUGAACAAAGAAAAGACCGACAGCAAAGAACAAUAAUGUGGAUUGCAGUCACAAAACAACCAUAGUAACCACUAGUCACAUGGACAGCACAGAUGUACCAAAACAUACUAUGAUCCCUCUCUCUCUCUCCUCCUCUUUGUAUUUAUCACUAUGUUGGAUUUUCUAUUAACCUUAACUUCGAGACUGUAUGAUUUUGAUUGUUAUUUUUCAGUGCACACGUGUGUGUCCACCUAUAUA